Molecule: messenger RNA, 1927 nt
Organism: Folsomia candida
Lineage: Eukaryota; Metazoa; Arthropoda; Collembola; Entomobryomorpha; Isotomidae
Product: serine palmitoyltransferase 2-like
Exons: 7
Coding region: 24-1550 (508 amino acids)
Biological process (GO): ceramide biosynthetic process; sphingosine biosynthetic process
Cellular component (GO): serine palmitoyltransferase complex
Molecular function (GO): serine C-palmitoyltransferase activity; pyridoxal phosphate binding
Source: RefSeq, a predicted model, not a curated record
GGCUUUGAAGUUACAAAAAAGUUAUGCAGUUGAUUUUUAACUGCUGCACGUCAAGUCUUGAAUACAAAAGCAUGUCACAACUUGUAAAAACUUUGUUCCCCCGUAAUUCAGAAACUAAUGGACCAGGGUGGAUUCUGGAACGAUUUUUGACGCGUGUAUGUUACCUCAUUGUAUAUCUCUGUUCAAUUAUUGGGCUUGUUUUCAGAUCAGAAAGUUCACAGGAGGAGGACAGAGAGGGCUACCCAUCUUUACGAGCCGAUAUCUUUUUGACAUAUGGGAUCCGACGUGUGCGGGAUUUGUCGCACACUCCGGUAAAAACGCUUCCCGGCGAGUUCCUCACGAUAGAAGAUCGCAAGCUCAGAGAGGACGGCGGGUGGGCGUUGGAUUACACCGGAAAACAGAUCACGUGUGUGGACAUGGGUUCAUUUAAUUACCUCGGAUUUGCCUCGAAUGAUGGAAAAAUUAUGGACGACGUGAUGAACUCCAUGAAUACCUUCGGCUUGACAGCGUGCAGUGCAUGCAAUGAAUUUGGAGAAUUUCCCGUUCACAUCGAAUUGGAGAAAUUGGUAGCUAAAUUUUUGCGAGUUGAAGACGCCAUCGUGUGCGGGUCAGGAUUCGCUACGAAUGUUCUAAACAUUCCGGCAAUUAUGGAUGAGAACACGUUGGUUUUUAGCGACGCUAAAAACCACUCGUCCGUGAUUAUGGGGUUUAGAUUGUCAAAAGUAUCGGUUCGAGUAUUCCGGCAUAAUGAUUUAUGUCACUUGGAAAAACUUCUCUUCAAACUUUUUCAAUCCGGAGAGGUUCAUAAAUUUGAGAAAAUAAUCGUUAUCGUUGAAGGCGUGUACUCGAUGGACGGUUCCAUCUUGCAACUUCCGGAACUCAUCAGGCUAAAGGAAAUUUAUAAGUUUUACAUUUACCUCGAAGAAGCUCACAGUUUCGGCGCCAUGGGUCCGAACGGAGGUGGGAUCGUGGACUAUUUCAACUGCGACCCAAACUCUGUGGACAUUUACAUGGGCACAUUUUCCAAAAGUUUAUGGGCGGCGGGCGGAUAUAUUGCGGGUUCCCGCCAACUGGUUCAGCAUUUACGGGAAAAUGGGUACUCUCACGCCCACGCGACUGCGAUGCCGCCACCGAUUGCGCAGCAAAUAAUCAGCUCCAUCCAAUCCCUAAUGGCAGACGGUGGCACCGCUCAGGUGGCGCGACUCAAGAGCAAUUCCACCUAUUUCAAGGAAAAACUGAUAAAGAGGGGAUUCUUCAUCUACGGCGACCUGGAUUCUCCCAUUGCGCCGGUGGCCUGUCCACACCCGGCGAAACAAGCAUUUAUUCUGAGGGAAUUGAGAAACAGGGGGGUAAUUGCGGCGGGGGUGGGACACCCCGCCGUGGGAACUUUGGAGGCCCGAAUGAGAUUCUGCAUGAGUGCGGCUCACUCUAAGGAGUCCUUGGAUUAUGUGGUAGAACAGUUGACUCAAGUGGCCGACCUCGUUUUCCUCAGGGACUUCCGAAUUGCGAAGAAAUAUGAAGAGAUUAUCUUCGCUAAGAAACUUCUAUAAAAUGUCGACUAAAAAAGCCUUAAAGCAAACACAAGAGUUUAUAAUCAGUCAUAUUGUACAUAGUUUUUAAUAUGCGAUUAAGUGUGUAACUACAUUUCGUCGGACUAACUCUAAAACCACUAUGCAGAAAGUUCUUAAACUGAGGCAAAUAGAGAAAUUAUUGUGCGUAUGUAUUGUACAUAAAUACAUAUUUAUGUACAUACGUAACUCACGAUGAGAAACAUGAUGAGCAUAACAGACAGACUGACGGACAAGAGGAAUUCAAUAACCCCCGUGCUACGCAGGGUGAGCUAAUAAUGUAGACCUACAUAAAUCUCUGCGAAUACCACUUAUACUACAAUGAAUAAAUACAUGUAGUUUGCACAUAUUUAUAUGUA